AUGGAAGAAGCUGUGGCUUUUCACGGGGCCAGGGUUCCUGAUGAGCAUCGCGUUCCUCGAUCCGGGGAAUCUGGAGGGAGAUCUGCAGGCGGGGGCGCGAAUUGGGCGAGGCUCGUGCUUUGGGUGAUGGCGGAGGUGGCGUUGAUUGGGGCGGAUAUACAGGAGGUUAUUGGGAGUGCGAUUGCGAUCAAGAUUCUGAGCGGGGGAGUUGUGCCGCUCUGGGGUGGAGUUGUUGUUACUGCAUUAGACUGCUUUGUGUUCUUGUUCCUUGAGAAUUACGGUGUUCGGAAGUUAGAAGCUGUUUUUGCCAUUCUUAUUGCUACUAUGGCAGUCUCAUUUGCUUGGAUGUUUGGUGAAACCAAACCCAAUGGCAAGGAGCUUCUAAUAGGUAUUUUUCUAUUAUGGACUGAUCCUAUUGUUUUGAUUGCUUAUUAA
Molecule: messenger RNA, 435 nt
Organism: Asparagus officinalis (garden asparagus)
Lineage: Eukaryota; Viridiplantae; Streptophyta; Magnoliopsida; Asparagales; Asparagaceae
Product: metal transporter Nramp4-like
Exons: 2
Coding region: 1-435 (144 amino acids)
Biological process (GO): metal ion transport
Cellular component (GO): membrane
Molecular function (GO): cadmium ion transmembrane transporter activity; manganese ion transmembrane transporter activity
Source: RefSeq, a predicted model, not a curated record